This is a messenger RNA of Jaminaea rosea, 1898 nucleotides long. Its product is annotated as zf-ZPR1-domain-containing protein. The transcript has 3 exons. The record is from RefSeq and is a predicted model, not a curated record. NCBI's taxonomy places the organism in Eukaryota, Fungi, Basidiomycota, Exobasidiomycetes, Microstromatales. Bases 41 to 1738 code for a protein of 565 amino acids. Gene Ontology annotation, molecular function: zinc ion binding. Gene Ontology annotation, cellular component: cytoplasm; nucleus.
CACCAACACCACCCGCUAGCGUAUCCAAUUCACCGACAACAUGUCAGGACAGGCUCACGACCCCUUCUUCAGGCCCAUUGGGGAGCAUGUGGCCGAUGAUGCUAUUCAGACGGAUCCUAAUGCUGACCCGCCCAAGAUGGUAGAGGAGAUUGAAUCACUCUGUUUGCGAUGCCAGAACAACGGAAUCACUCGCCUUUUGAUGACUUACAUUCCGUACUUCAAGGAGGUCCUGGUAGCUUCGUUCUCGUGCGACCACUGUGGCGAGAGGAACAAUGAGAUUCAGAGUGCGGGACAGAUCCAAGAACGCGGCUGCGUCUACACCGUGCAUGUCGUCGACUCGAGCGACCUGGACCGCCAAAUCGUCAAGUCCGAAUGGUGCACACUCAACAUUCCCGAGCUGCAAAUCGAGAUUCCACCCAAGCGCGGCCAACUCACCACAAUCGAGGGUGUCAUUUCUGAUACUUUGCGAGACCUCGAGCUUGACCAGCCCCUCCGCAAGCACAUGGCUCCUGAGGCCUAUGAGAAGAUCGAGGUUCUCUGCAGCAAGCUGAGAGAAAUUCUGGGCGAGGAGGCACCAGCUGCGCCAGGGGAGGAUGCAGCUGGCUCUUCAUCUGCGGCUGAGGGAUCGAAUGGCCUGAAGAGCCACGGCCCAGUGGGCUCCACCUCUACUUCACGUCAGAACCGCAAUUUCGCCCCCUUCAGCUUGCGACUGGAUGACCCCUCGGGCAACUCCUUUGUCGAGUUCACAGGCGCCAUUCAGGGUCGAGGCACGACCGACAACAAGUGGACGAAGCGGGAAUACCCCCGUUCUCGCGCCCAGAACGAGGCCCUCGGUCUUGCAGGGCCCGCGGAUGCUUCAGCCCGUGCUGGCUCGUCAGCCGCAAGCGCCGCUGCGACGAGCAAGAAGGUGGCCUCAGCAGCAGAGGCCGAAGCUCAUGCGAUGUCGCAUGGCUUCACCGAGGGCGAGUCCGACUUCAACAACGAAGAGAUCUACACCUUUGAGGGUACUUGCUCCUCCUGCAAUUCUGCGUUGGACACAAUGAUGAAGAAGGUCAACAUCCCCUACUUCAAGGACAUCCUCAUCAUGUCGACCAACUGCGAUGCUUGCGGCUACAGAGACAACGAAGUCAAGUCCGGUGCGGCGAUCAGUGACAAGGGGCGCAAGAUCACUUUGAAGGUGGAGGACGCCGAGGAUCUUACAAGAGAUAUCCUCAAGAGCGAGUCGGCCGGCUUCUCCAUCCCCGAGAUCGACUUGCACCUCUCGCCCGGCACAUUGGGUGGACGCUUCACCACCCUUGAAGGUCUCCUCCAACAAGUCUACGAUGAGCUCUCCGAGCGCGUUCUCAUGCGCGGCGACUCGUCCGCCUCAUCAGACAAGAGCGCCUUCGAGUCUUUCCUAGGCAAGCUCAAGAGCGUGAUGAGCGCAGAGGCCUGUCCCUUCACUGUCAUCUUGGAUGACCCGCUCGCCAGCUCCUACCUGCAGAACCCCUAUGCUCCAGAUGUUGACCCGCAGAUGAGCGUCGAGGAGUACGAGAGGACUUGGGACCAGAAUGAGGACCUUGGCCUGAACGACAUCAAUGUUGACAACUACAUGAACGAGGAGGACGCCGCUGAGGCCAAGGCGCUCAAUGAGGGGCCAGAGAGCGCUGCUGCCAUCAAGAGGAAGGCGGAAGAGGCUGCAGAGGGGGAGGGGAGACCUGCGCCGCCCAGCGAGGCUGGUGAUGACGUCAAAGCGUAGAUCAAAUUCCUUCUUGAUGUAUAAGAUGCUACGCUGAGUCGACUUGAUGCUGUAUAGUAAUCGACGAUUGGCUGGACUCGCUCUUUCAGUGCUUCAUCGACUUGGACGGCGUCACGCCACGCGACAUCGCACGGGCCACAGACGCCACGCUCAAUCGAUC